This is a messenger RNA of Protomyces lactucae-debilis, 1407 nucleotides long. RefSeq lists its product as uncharacterized. Gene Ontology annotation, biological process: endoplasmic reticulum unfolded protein response. The record is from RefSeq and is a predicted model, not a curated record. Gene Ontology annotation, molecular function: protein binding. The coding region runs from base 1 to 1407 and encodes 468 amino acids. NCBI's taxonomy places the organism in Eukaryota, Fungi, Ascomycota, Taphrinomycetes, Taphrinales, Protomycetaceae. The transcript has a single exon.
AUGACAGAACAAGUCGAGAUCAAAAUCAAGAGCCCAACCUACCCCAUGGCCGCAGACCUCACCCUCUUCCACAGCCAGCAUGACACUGUCCACAAACUCAAAUACGGCAUCCAGCUCGCCCUCAACAAUGCAAACCUGACACCGGCCGCUCAGAAGCUCAUCUAUGCAGGUCACGUCUUGCAGGAUGAGAAGACCCUUCUGGAGCUCAACCUGACUGCUGGCAGUAGCGCGACUAUCCAUCUCGUGACGGGUGCGUCUGUGCACCCCGUCUCGAGUCCUGUUGCUGCUGUCGAGCAGGCGCCUGCUGUAUCGCAGCAUGUGGGCUCUACGCCUGCUUCAGAGACGAGUACAUCUAUCCCAGCGGCAAUGACUCAAUCGACCCCUGUCGGCAGAAAUGUACCUGAGUCCUCCACAGCGCCAAGCGGCAUGAGUCGCCCAUCAUCAGCUCAGUCGAUUGAUUCAUCUGAUAUGGCAGAACACCUCAAGUCAAUCAUUGGGGAUCAGUCUUAUGUGCGCACAGGUCUACAAUACCAGGUUUACAUGAUUGAUGGACUUCCCUACUUGAUCCAACAAUCGGCAACAGCAACAACAGCGGCUUCGAGACACACAUCACGUUCGCUUCGUUCUCGAGCAGCACGCGCGACAAGUCUGUUGAAUACAGUUAUGGGCGCCUCUGCUCCCGGAGCGCCUACAGCAGCAUCAUCAGGAGCACCCAACCACGUCCGACACCAAGCAGUGGAAUUACCUUCGUCCAGUGCGAUCCCUGUUGUCAUGGCAGAUGGUCGACAAGCAGUCAUGCUCUCACCUGAAGGGAUCCGGGCCAUGACGCAACAAGGCGUUGUGGUGCCAACCCAAAAUGCACAAGGUCAACUCAUUCCAGGCGUCGCACCCGCUGCAGCACGACAUCCACUUGACAGGCCGGAAUUCAGAGCCUUCAUGCGAACAGGAAUCCCACAUGCUUGGUUAUUCCUAAAGCUGGUGUUUCUCGUUAUGAUGCUUGGGUCGCAUGCCUCGUGGAAGAAGUUUUUGAUGUUGAAUGCGAUUGCUGUGGUCAUUUUCUUGUGGCAGAGUGGAUUGGCUGCUGGUCUGUUUCGUGCACAAGCACGUCCUGUGCCUGUCGAUGCACGUCCUGUACAGAGGAAUGCGCCUGUUGUACCAGGGACCGACGCUGCUGCUGCUGCUGCUGCUAUGCCUGCACAAUCUCCAACAACCAACGACACACCCAAUCAAACGAUCCCUCGAGCGCAAGCGCAAGGCAACGCCCUGCAAAAUUUGGCACAUGCCUUUGUCACGAGCAUUCUGCCGAGUACACUCUUGCCUGAUGCACUACCAGCUAUCAAUCAGGAGGCGAAUGCAGCUCAGGAAGGUCGUGACGCUGAUGUGAAUCGUCUUGGCAAUGACUGGUGA